Messenger RNA from Phytophthora sojae, 270 nucleotides. RefSeq lists its product as hypothetical. Bases 1 to 270 code for a protein of 89 amino acids. NCBI's taxonomy places the organism in Eukaryota, Oomycota, Peronosporomycetes, Peronosporales, Peronosporaceae. The record is from RefSeq and is a predicted model, not a curated record. The transcript has a single exon.
AUGUAUAAGGAAUUAUCGAUUUCAUCUGAAGUCCCUAUCGCUAAGCUGCGUAAAGCGGUGAAGGAUGGUAAACUAAAUCUAACUAAGAAGGAGCUAAACGGUUCUGGGGCUACUCUUCAUGUGCAGCCUGAAUCGUAUAGCAAAGCUCAGAAAGCAAAAAAGGCUAACAAGGGAGUUCGUCUUUUCAUCACCAAGCAUGAGAUCGAACACCCUAUUAUUGAGAAGAGUGGCUCUGGUAUGCAUGGAGCCUCUAUUUGGGGGAAAAAUUGA